This is a messenger RNA of Hemicordylus capensis (graceful crag lizard), 4493 nucleotides long. Its product is annotated as ADAMTS-like protein 2. Lineage: Eukaryota; Metazoa; Chordata; Lepidosauria; Squamata; Cordylidae. Gene Ontology annotation, biological process: extracellular matrix organization. Bases 46 to 2865 code for a protein of 939 amino acids. The transcript has 18 exons. The record is from RefSeq and is a predicted model, not a curated record. Gene Ontology annotation, cellular component: extracellular matrix. Gene Ontology annotation, molecular function: metalloendopeptidase activity.
UGGAGUUCCUGGUCCACAUGCUCCCGCACCUGUGGAGGGGGUGUGAUGUCACGGGAGAGGCACUGCUUACGGCAACGGCUACAAGUGUCCCAGGGGUCAAAUAGCACCAUGUGCCUUGGCCAGUCCAAGCACUACCACCUGUGCCAGCAGCAGCUUUGCCCUGCCAAUGCAGCCAGCUUCAAACAGCAUCAGUGUGCCAGUUUCAACGCCAAGGCCUUCGGGAAGCAUUAUUAUCACUGGAUGCCUCUUUAUCCAGAUGAUUAUACCAGCAUCUCCAACAAGCCAUGUGAUCUCCAGUGCACCACCAGGAGUGGAGAGAGACAGCUGAUGGCACGAGCCCAGGAUGGCACAACAUGCAAGGACAGGACCUACCAAGGGGUCUGCAUUAAUGGGAAGUGUGAGCCAAUAGGGUGUGAUGGCAGCCUCUAUUCUUCCCAGGUGAUGGACCGGUGCCGGGUGUGCGGAGGAGAUGGGAGCACUUGCUACCGGGUCUCGGGCAGUUUCCGAAAGGGGAUCUCACAGUUAGGAUAUGUGUUCAUCACCAACAUCCCUGCUGGUGCUACAGACAUUCUUAUUAUUGAACGAAGGAAAACAGAGAACAUCCUGGCCCUAGCUGAUGAAUCUGGGCACUUCUUCUUCAAUGGGAAUUCUGCUAUUGACAAUCCACAAAACUUCCGAGUGGCCGGCACCGUGUUUAAAUACCGCCGGCCUUCCAACCUUCACUCUGAUGGCCUAGAGUACAUUAUUGCCCAAGGGCCCACCAACCAGUCCCUCAAUGCCAUGUACUAUAACUUUAAUGGGAAAGUGCCCCACGUAACAUAUGACUACACGGUGCCAAGGGCACUGCUGCCAGCCCUUCAGACAGUCCCUCCUGCCAUCAAGAUGCCUCUCUACCUUCACUUACCGGAGCCCAGCCACAGUCACCGAGAUGGCAUUCCAUCCAUUCCUCAAGACCUCAAUGGCACUUGGAUCUCUCUCGCGCCAGAUGAUGUAGGGGAACGUUUCCCACAGGGAGAAGAGCAUAGAGGUGUGGCCUUCAAUAGUCAGAACUUCUUCCCAAGUAAUUCUACUGCUCAAGGCAGGAGCUGGGGCUGGAAACAUAGGACAGAGGAGGAAAGGUUGGGGUUCCAAGUCCGACGAGUCUACCAUGCAAAUAGAGCCAGUGAAGACGGAGAGGAGACGGCAGGCAGAGAAACAGAUUUGGCUCUCAGACUCAAUCAGAUUACAACCAGCACAGCCAUGCCCCCUGGUGCAGCAAGGCCUGAAUUCCAAGAGACUGGCAGGAUUGGGCCAUCCAGGCUUCGUCUCUUCAGGAAAUUGUGUCUCCAGGAUCCACAAAAUGCUGCUUUUUGUAGGGAAUUGCACUAUCUGUUGGUCAAGCUGGGGAGGAAGAACUCAACGGAGGGGUUUUGGAGCGGCUCAUUGGUAGGCUUGCCAGAAGGACUACACAAGCAACCUGUGGAUAAGAACUUUCUAGAGAGCGAGAAUGCUGAAGCCUAUGCAGUGGAUGAAGCAACAAAUGACACUGUGAUGGCAACAUCUUCCAAACCCAGUUCCAGUUCCAGCCUUCAGACGGGCUUUGGAAACAAACACUUCUCAGAACCUCUUCAGUCUCCUGACACCGAAAGCAAUGACUUUGAGCUGAACCCCCUUGGCCAUGAUGACAUCAGCCUGGCUGACAUGUAUCGCUGGAAAGUGUCCGCCUACGCACCUUGCAGCUCCACAUGCACAUCAGGGAUCAGCACUUCCUAUGCCAUGUGUGUCCGCUACGAUGGAGUGGAAGUGGAGGAAGUAUAUUGCGAUGCGCUGACCCGUCCAGAGCCCACUCAUGAGUUUUGUGAAGGCAGAGACUGCCAACCUAGGUGGGAGACCAGCCAGUGGAGUGAGUGCUCCAGGACCUGCAGUGAAGGCUCUCAGUACCGAACUGUGCGCUGCUGGAAAAUGCUGGCUCCAGGCUUUGACAGUUCUGUUUAUGAUGACUUGUGUGAGUCAGCUGGGCUAGCGAGGCCCAUGGAGCGAAAGUCGUGCAAGAAUAAAGCAUGUGGGCCACAGUGGGAGCUGUCAGAGUGGUCUGAGUGUUCUGCCCGGUGUGGUGGUCCAGGAACAAUGAAGAGGGAGGUGCGCUGCUCCGUCGACCCCCACCUGUGCAAUGAGUCAAUGAGGCCUGUCAGUGAGCGGGAGUGCACAGGACCUCCCUGUGACCGGCACUGGACUGUCUCUGACUGGGGACCGUGUUCAGGUUUAUGUGGAGAGGGACGGAUGAGCCGCUUUGUCACCUGCCGCAAUUUGGAAGGGAAGGUGAUCUCAAACUCGCAGUGCGACCCCAACACCAAGCCCUUGGCAAUCUAUCCAUGUGGAGACAAGAACUGCCCUGCACACUGGGUUGAGCAAGAAUGGGAUCAGUGCAACGCCACAUGUGGCCGAGGAGUCAAGACGCGGACUGUGCUGUGUGCAGGGCUGGAGAAUGGUCUGUACAGGGAGUACUCUGAGAAGCGCUGUGAUGUGUUGCCAAAGCCGGAAGUACAGGUGUCCUGUUUCAAGAGACCCUGUUCAACGUGGUUUUCAACCUCCUGGUCCCAGUGCAGCAAGACCUGUGGCACAGGCCUGCGGUUUCGUGAGGUGAAAUGCUACCAGGGCGAAGUCCUAGGACAAGGCUGUGACUCUGUUUCCAAGCCUGAAGCCAAGCAGACUUGCCAGCUACAGUUGUGUCCCACAGAUGCUCCAGAUGAAGACUGUGAAGACAAAGCGACGGCUAACUGUGUGCUGGUCUUGAAAGUGAAGCUCUGUUCACAUUGGUACUACAGGAAGGCUUGCUGUAGAUCUUGUAGGAGAGAGGAGCCACCUGCAAUUAACAUGGGUAAAUAAGGAAGCCCCUACAAUUACAUUCUGGUGCUGUGACAGCCAAGAGAAACAUAGGAAGAUGCCUACCAAAUCAGAACAUUGGUCCAUCUAGCUCAGUAUCGUCUAUGCUGACUGACAGCGGCUUCUCCAAGGCUUCAGGCAGGAAUCUUUCCCAGCCCUACCUGAAGAUGCCAGGGAUUGAACCUGAGACCUUCUCCAUGCCAAGCAAGAUGCUCUAAGUUACAGCCCCAUCCCCCAUGCUGCUCCAUCCAUCCAAUUCCCUUGCUUGAGACUUCUUGGACAGUCUGCCUGAAGUCUUGCAUAGUUGUAUAUGAAAGUGUAAAAAAAUCUUGUGCGUGGGCAUUUUAAAACAUCUGUAUGAGAAUUCUAAUCACACACGUAUAUUGAACACUUAAGCAUUCUUAACACACUUAAGCAUCCCAUUCAGCAACCUGUGCUAGUUGCCAGGUCCAUUUAUUUAUUUAUUUUUGGCUCCUGGGUCACUGGAUUUGUACACCACCAGAGCACAUCUGUGUUUUCAAGUUUUCACCAAAAAAAAAAAAGGUUAUUUCUCCUCCCAUUGCUGUCAGGAAAACUAUGAUAUUGGCAUUUGACAAGGGCUUCCUCUCAAUUUCCACUAAGAGUUGCCUUACCUCGAUAUGCCAGUUUUCAGUGAAGGUGGGCAGCAAGGUUAACGACUCUUUUUCUCAGUACCUACUGUAAGACCUAGUAAGGGUCAUUUUUGUAUUAGAUAAGUUAGCCAUAAUAUAUUAGAUAAAUGCUUGUCAUGAGUCAAUUUGUUUGACACAAGUUCAGGCCUUGACAUGAACUCAUGGGCGAAAGCUAGUCAUAUAGGUGAAUUCCCAAAUCUCCCACACUAUGUCUAAAUUAGAUAUCCUUUUCCCAGUUGAAUACACACACUCCCACCUUGGGUGGGUCCCAAUCUCCCUCACUACAUUCAAUUUAGAUAUCUUUUUCCUGGUUGAAUACACAAACUUCUCAUCCCACUAGUGAAUAAUUUUCUGCUCACUGUUCGAGAUAGCCCCCACCUCUGCUUUUGUUUAAUUUUAGAGAAUCAGCCUAUCAACUCAGGUGAACUUCCUCAUUUUUCACUGAAAAGCAGAGUCUAGAAAUGAGAGUAUGCCAAGAGUAUGCCGACCACAGAGUUCCGCUUGAGGGGUCGCUCGCCCAUGUUUAUGCCCCUUUCACUUGCGUCUGUCAUAUUUUCUGGCCAAUGACAUUAAAUGUCAAGAGUAUAGCAAAUUGAAUUAUAGGUCGAUUGGUGAAGACCCCUUUUUGGCCAAUUAUUAUCAGAGAAAUGUGGAAAAAUGGAUGUGUGGGUAGAUCUGUAGAAAGGUACAAAAAGCCCCCAUACUAGAACUCAGGUAUCUCGGGCUCGGAGCUCGGAUCGAAGUGCGGAGACACAUCACACAGGAGGAGGAGGAGAGGAAGAAGGAGGAAACACAAGGGUUUUUGGUGAGACCCAGGGGAAUUGAAAAACCACAAGAAGGGAGAGGCCUUGACAAUCUUUUAAAGCUGUUAGCUAAAACUGCCUGAUUGCUUUUGCGGGAGAGAGAAGUAUUUUUGCUGUAUGCUGUGUGCUGAGAUUUACCUGAAUCUGGUGAGCAAUAAAGCCUUUUGAUUAAUUUUUA